Gigantopelta aegis is the source of this 1642-nucleotide messenger RNA. RefSeq lists its product as uncharacterized. Bases 1 to 1557 code for a protein of 518 amino acids. NCBI's taxonomy places the organism in Eukaryota, Metazoa, Mollusca, Gastropoda, Neomphalida, Peltospiridae. Gene Ontology annotation, molecular function: protein binding. The transcript has 5 exons. The record is from RefSeq and is a predicted model, not a curated record.
AUGUGCGUGUGCGUGUGUAUAUCAGGACUGAACGCCCAACAGGCAGCUGAAUGCCCCAUGAUAGGAUGUUCGUCAUCAGGUUCAUUUUCAUUCCAAUCACUGCUCAGUGUUCAUGCAGACAAGGUGGCUGUUUUGUGGGUAACACAGCUGUCGUCGUUGCCGCUGCCAUCCACCUCUCAGCUUGGCUGCGUCACUGACGGCGGUCACGUCGUGUGCCCGACCAUAUCGGGUUAUGUGAGUUUGGAUCCCAAAACUGGAAAUAUAUUGUGGAACAGACCUCUGAGACAAGCUACUCUGCCUGUUAUGAAUGCAUUAGGUGACGUCAUCGGCUGUAACGGAACCUUCCUGGAGAAGAUCGACUCAGAGGGCACCGUUGUGAAACCAGUAAUCCUUCUUUACCCACCACUGUCGCCAAUAUACAGUUUGAUUGCCACAGACGACAACGCUAUUUUGAUUGCAUCUGAAAAUGGCAGUUUGGUGGCCUAUGAAACAAAUGGUGUACCACUGGCGAGCCGGCGUCUUCGCGGAACCGUGGAGAGAAUUAACGGGACCUUCAAGCCGAUAGCAGUACCCGUCAUUGCUGGUCACCGCGCCUAUGUCAUCACGCAGUUUGUUCCCGAUCCAGGACAGUUCAUACCGCACACAAAAAAGAUGCAACGACUCUAUGCAGUCGACAUUCUUCAGGUAAUGGUCAACAAGCUUCGUAUUAAAUGGGUGUUCAACUUUGAGGCAGAAAAACAUAGACCGAAAGUAAACCAACCCAUUAACAAUGAAAUAUGUCACGAUCCAGUUCUGCUCUACGAUGAAGGAAUCAUAUACAUCAGCCUGACGCCCCCUACCGGUUGUUCUGUGAAUAGUAAUACCUACAUAUGGGCUCUUCGUGAUGAAGGAUCGAGUGCAACAGUUGUGUUUAAAAAAGUCCUUGCGCCGUCUGACUUGGCAAAAUUUCCACAAACCGAAUCGACGUCUGCAAGUAAAUUAAACGGAUUUGUUCAGAUGUGGAGUAGCGAUAAUGAAGAAAGAAAAUCGAGGUUUCGACUCAAGAACCGAAAACGCAGCAAUGGUCCUUUGUCGGAUCGUUCCAACACAAAUCCAAUUCGGGGUAUGUCUCUUCUGUGGACAGUGUCCAAGCAAGGGAAGGAGAUUCUAGGUCUAAAUCCUACAACCGGAUACGUUAUGUCCACUAUUCACGUAGCCGCCAUUCUCCAAGUUCAGUCCGUUUUAAUAACUUCCAAGGUCAUGGUCACACGAACGACUUCAGGACAAGACGUUUUGAUCUUUGGUGUGAAGGUUUCAAACCAGUCCAAAACUCAAGCUAAAAACAUGCUAGUCUGUAUUCAAAUACCCCAGCCAAUCACACCCAUGGAACCCGUGUUGCUAUGGCAAGUUCCGUCUCCUAAAGGGGGAGAGAUUAUAGGGCAAAUCAUUCCAGUUAGUUUGUUGCCUGCUAACAAAGUGGCCACACUAAAAUAUGAGAAACAAAUAAUGGCAUUAGUGUCAAUGGAAGUAAAUACGAAUGGAGAAUACGUAUUCGCUGUAUCUCAAAGUGUUUAUUAAGAGUCAUCUUACACUAAAUUUUCCCCAUGUCGUAGUUCGAGGUGCUGACUAAUAUUUACGAAGAUUAAAAAAACUGCAACUCUGA